Messenger RNA from Pecten maximus, 1125 nucleotides. RefSeq names its product osteocalcin 2-like. Bases 225 to 818 code for a protein of 197 amino acids. Lineage: Eukaryota; Metazoa; Mollusca; Bivalvia; Pectinida; Pectinidae. The record is from RefSeq and is a predicted model, not a curated record. The transcript has 14 exons.
AAUGAUUGUACCUGUUUCCUGACAGAUGUUUUUCUGUCUUAUUUCCACUUUAGCCGCCAGUCCAUUGUGCAAAUUCCAGCACUGAGGAUUCCCCUGCAUCGUCCAUACAUACUGAUGGAUCCGUUGUAUAUAUCAAUGAUCAAACGAAUCACAGGCAUGGAGAAACAGUUGAUACUAGAACCAAUUAUCAACAGGAUAUAGCGUGUCGGACGGAGUGGAAGAGCAUGCUGAAUGUGCAAUCAAAUAUCAGAACAGCUAUCAGAAAAAUUACGGAAUCACCUUCUAGCUCCACGAGUAGCGACCGUGUUGUCAUGUAUGACAACGAGACGGAAUCACCUUCUAGUUCAACGAGCAGCGAUCGUUGGGUCAACUCUGGCGAAGAGACUGAAUCACCUUCUAGUUCAACGAGCAGCGAUCGUUCUGUCAACUCUGGCGAACAGACGGAAUCACCUUCUAGUGCAACGAGCAGCGAUCGUUCUGUUAACUCUGGCGAAGAGACGAAAUCAUCUUCAAGCUCAACUAGUAGCGAGCGUUCUGUCCUUUCUGUCGAAGAGGCAAUAUUUCAACCAGAAGACGUUGUAACCCGAAUACGCGAGGAGACGCCGGAUCCUUGGGGACAACCAAGAACACCACCGAUGGCAAUAUUUCAGCCAACAGACGUUGUUCCUCGCAGACAAGUUCCCAAUGACAUGAAUGAUAAUGGACCAUACCCAGCCAUCGGAAAUGCUUCCCGAACGUUUUCGUUAGAGGAGACCGACCCAGAAGGCUUACAUUUGGUAAAUCGGGAUCAGACAAUGGUGAUUAUUUUUGGUAUAUGAGAUAUGUUUCGUUUUUUUUAUUGUUUUUUUUUUUUCUUUAUUUUUAAUCGUUAAAGUUAAUCACAUAUAUCAUGUAUUACCUUCAAUUAAAUAGUGAUAUAACGUGCUAGAAUGAGUAUUCAUUAUCAAGCCAACUUCCUAAUACGAUAUCACAUUCUUACAUAUAUUGAACCUUUUUUUCCAUGUAUCAUAAAUCAAAGUUUACAAUUUUUAUUUCAAUUGUGUUGCAUACAUAUUAAACAGAAUCUUUGACUGAAAGGAUGUGACGUAUUUUCAUUCGUUUGGUGACAGUGACUUAUUUACUAAA